CGCAGUGCGCCUCGAGUCCCUUAUAUUACAUUCCAUUCCGCUCUCCUCUUCCCGGCCAGCCCUCACAUUGUCCCAACAUGCGCCCAGCGGCGGCGAGCAGUUCGUUUUCGCGUAGCCAGCGCUAUGCGCCCAUAGAUUCAUCGCCCGACCACCGAGGCACCAGAGAAGCCUAUUUACAAAGCCCUAGCUAUGCGUCUUCGUCAAUACCGCCUCCACACCGUCGUACUUGGGAGCCAGAUCCUCGGGUCUCACGGCCGGAAGCAGUUGCUGCUGCCCGGUUCUCUGGCCUCCAACGCGAAGGCGAGGACCUCCGUGCGGGCUUGCUUGAACUCCAGCGACCUCUGCUUGGACGCAAGUAUGCCAUAAAAGACAGACGACCGCUGGACCCGCCUCCCAUAGCGAAACUGCAGCUAUAUCGCACCGUCGAAGAUAGAAGAGGUUGGGAACAAAAGCAGCUCAUCGAAGAUUAUUCUGAGUUCUCCGAAUUGGGCCUUAUUUGUCACGUUGAUUUAUUUCCCGUUCCGAAGAUGACUGACAGCCACUGCGUUCCGCAAUCUUCAGAUGAAGAUUCAGAUGUGGUGGCCAGUCUGGACGGCUAUCUUAUACGGGAGAGCAGCAAGUGUUCCACAGCGCUUGCAGGCGAAACCUUCGUACAGGCAGCGAAACUAGAGUACAAGGGCAGCGUCGUACUGCUUUUCAUCUUCCCGGAUAUUUCUGUACGCACAGAAGGCAUUUUCAUCCUGCGCUAUCGCUUCUUCGACCUCAGCCUGUUUCCUGGAGAAAUACCCGCAGGCGGGCUCCCCAUUCUCGCAGAGUGCUACGGAGGCACGUUUGAGAUAUUUUCCACAAAAAACUUUCCCGGCCUGCCGGAAUCAACGGAGUUGACCAAGCACGUCGCGAAAUAUAAUAUACGAGUGAACGUCCGUGAGACGAGGAGGUCGAGAAUACGGAAGCAGGAGGCUCGGCCACCGUAAUUAUACUGUUAGUCUCGGUUUUCGCGUCCUUUAGCACGGGACGUCCUGUUUGUAUUUCUUGUCGGACAAUUUCGUCGGGUAGCCCGUACGUAGGGUACGAACGGAAUACACUACCUAUAGAAGACCAAGCACCCUGCCUCGCAAGGAGCCAUCGGGCCUUAACCAUUCC
Gloeophyllum trabeum ATCC 11539 is the source of this 1143-nucleotide messenger RNA. RefSeq lists its product as uncharacterized. The record is from RefSeq and is a predicted model, not a curated record. Lineage: Eukaryota; Fungi; Basidiomycota; Agaricomycetes; Gloeophyllales; Gloeophyllaceae. The transcript is spliced from 5 exons. The coding region runs from base 78 to 974 and encodes 298 amino acids.